GCUCUCUGGGCCGUAGGAAAUGAGCGAUAAUGAUGACAUCGAGGUGGAGAGCGAUGCUGACAAACGGGGUCAUCAUAAUGCACUGGAACGAAAACGUAGGGACCACAUCAAAGACAGCUUUCACAGUUUGCGGGACUCGGUCCCAUCACUCCAAGGAGAGAAGGCAUCCCGGGCCCAAAUCCUAGACAAAGCCACAGAGUAUAUCCAGUAUAUGCGAAGGAAAAACCACACACACCAGCAAGAUAUUGAUGACGUCAAGCGGCAGAAUGCUCUUCUGGAGCAGCAAGUCCGUGCACUGGAGAAGGCGAGGUCGAGUGCCCAACUGCAGACCAACUACCCCUCCUCAGACAACAGCCUCUACAUCAACGCCAAGGACAGCACCAUCUCUGCCUUCGAUGGGGGCUCAGACUCCAGCUCGGAGUCGGAGCCCGAAGAGCCCCAAAGCAGGAAGAAGCUCCGGAUGGAGGCCAGCUAAGCUCCACGGGACAGGCCAGCAAUAAAAACUGUCUGUCUCCUCCAUCGUCUUAUCCUCCUUUCAGUUCAUCUUUAAAACCCUCAGAACCAUUUAAGAGACUCUUUAUUUU
Molecule: messenger RNA, 584 nt
Organism: Eubalaena glacialis (North Atlantic right whale)
Lineage: Eukaryota; Metazoa; Chordata; Mammalia; Artiodactyla; Balaenidae
Product: protein max-like
Exons: 1
Coding region: 20-475 (151 amino acids)
Biological process (GO): positive regulation of transcription by RNA polymerase II
Cellular component (GO): RNA polymerase II transcription regulator complex
Molecular function (GO): DNA-binding transcription factor activity; protein dimerization activity
Source: RefSeq, a predicted model, not a curated record